UCGGAGCGGCCGCUCGCCCGCCCGCUCGAGGCCCGCGGGGAGCGCGGCGCAGUCCGUCGGCCCACGGGGGGGCGGCCUCCCGGCAUCUUCGCGGCGACCAAGGACGACCGGGGGAGGAAGCGGCCGGGAUGGCGCGUCCGCGGCCCCGCGAGUACAAGGCGGGCGACCUGGUCUUCGCCAAGAUGAAGGGCUACCCGCACUGGCCGGCCCGGAUUGAUGAACUCCCAGAGGGAGCUGUGAAGCCCCCAGCAAACAAGUAUCCUAUCUUCUUUUUUGGCACCCAUGAAACUGCAUUUUUAGGUCCGAAAGACCUUUUUCCAUAUAAGGAAUACAAAGACAAGUUUGGAAAGUCAAAUAAGCGGAAAGGAUUUAAUGAAGGAUUGUGGGAAAUAGAGAAUAACCCAGGAGUGAAGUUUACUGGGUACCAGGCAAUUCAGCAGCAGAGCUCCUCAGAAACUGAGGGAGAAGGCGGGAACACUGCAGAUGCAAGCAGCGAGGAGGAAGGCGACAGAGUAGAAGAAGAUGGAAAAGGCAAAAGAAAGAAUGAAAAAGCAGGCUCAAAACGGAAAAAGUCCUACACUUCGAAGAAAUCCUCUAAACAGUCCCGGAAAUCUCCAGGAGAUGAAGACGACAAGGACUGCAAAGAAGAGGAAAACAAAAGCAGCUCUGAGGGCGGAGAGGCCGGCAAUGACACCAGGAACACGACUUCAGACUUGCAGAAAACCAGUGAAGGGACCUAACUACCAUAAUGAAUGCUGCAUAUUAAGAAAAACCAUAAGAAGGUUAUACAUUUGGUUGUCUAAUAAUCUUGGAUUUGAUAUG
This is a messenger RNA of Neogale vison (American mink), 822 nucleotides long. It is a transcript of the gene HDGFL3, whose product is annotated as HDGF like 3. The coding region runs from base 129 to 740 and encodes 203 amino acids. Gene Ontology annotation, molecular function: double-stranded DNA binding; transcription coregulator activity. Lineage: Eukaryota; Metazoa; Chordata; Mammalia; Carnivora; Mustelidae. The transcript has 6 exons. Gene Ontology annotation, cellular component: nucleus. The record is from RefSeq and is a predicted model, not a curated record. Gene Ontology annotation, biological process: regulation of transcription by RNA polymerase II.